This is a messenger RNA of Myotis daubentonii (Daubenton's bat), 886 nucleotides long. It is a transcript of the gene FAM162B, whose product is annotated as family with sequence similarity 162 member B. The record is from RefSeq and is a predicted model, not a curated record. NCBI's taxonomy places the organism in Eukaryota, Metazoa, Chordata, Mammalia, Chiroptera, Vespertilionidae.
CAGGAGCUCGCGCUCAGGCUAGAACCGCGGCUGCAGGCGGGGAGCAGGGCGCACGAUGCUCGCGACCGCCGGGAGCCUCCUGCGCCUCCGUCCGGGGCGCCUCCUCCGCUGCGCCCCGGGGACCCCUCGAGAAGCCGCCCGACGGUCGGUCGCGCUUCUCCGGCCCCAGGGUCUCCCCCGAUUCUCUAGCGGCGGGACCCCCGGCGGCUCUGGGCCCCAGGGUCCGGCCGGGAAGGUUCACAGGGUCCCCGCCGAGCACAAGCCUUCCCAAUUCGACAAGAAAAUCCUGCUGUGGACCGGGCGCUUCAAAGCGAUGGAGGACAUUCCGCCUCUGAUCCCGCGAGAAAUGAUAGAUGCCGCAAGAAACAAAGCUAGAGUGAAAGCCUGUUACAUAAUGAUUGGACUCACAAUUAUCGCCUGCUUUGCAGUGAUAGCGUCAGCCAAAAGGGCUGUAGAAAGACAUGAAUCUUUAACAAGUUGGAACCUGGCAAAGAAAGCUAAGUGGCGUGAAGAAGCUGCGUUGGCUGCACAGGCUAAGGCUAAAUGAUACUCUAAGUGAUGAAGUGUUUAUCAGACCAUUACCACUAUUAUCAGCCACAAUAAAAGAUAAAAUAGAGUAUUUGACAAAAUAUUUGGGUUUUGUGGUUUUUUUUGUGGCAAGUGUUGACGAGUAUGUGGAAAGAAAGGAACCUUCGGUCACUGUUGGUGGGAUUGUAAAUUGGUGCAGCCACUAUGGAAAACAGUACGGAAGAUCUUCAAAAGAUUAGAACUAGAACUACCAUAUGACCCUGCAAUUCUACUGCUGGACAUUUAACCAAAGAAAAUGAAAACACUAAUUUAAAACGAUACAUGUACCCUUAUGUUUACUGCAGCAUUAUUAACAGCA